Molecule: messenger RNA, 2028 nt
Organism: Nannospalax galili (Upper Galilee mountains blind mole rat)
Lineage: Eukaryota; Metazoa; Chordata; Mammalia; Rodentia; Spalacidae
Gene: Gpr4
Product: G protein-coupled receptor 4
Exons: 2
Coding region: 868-1929 (353 amino acids)
Biological process (GO): G protein-coupled receptor signaling pathway
Cellular component (GO): membrane
Molecular function (GO): G protein-coupled receptor activity
Source: RefSeq, a predicted model, not a curated record
GGGGGGGCGCCCGCCGGGUCCUCGUACGGUGCAGAGCCAGGACCAGGUCGCAGCCGACGGAGAAACCAGCUCGCCCUGGCCAGCUGCGGAGCAGGCCCUGUGACGUCAGCUUUCAAUAUAGUAAUGAGAGGGGCAUCUUCAUCUCAAGCCCUCAGUCCCCUCCAGUACCAACCCUGAGUCCCCUCUGUGCCCCCUUCAACCUUCUCCUUCUGCCCACAAUCCUCUGGUACUCCAGGGCUUACUCAUCUUCCUGUUCCCUAACAUUAUUUCCCACAAUCCCCAGCCCUAGGGAGCCUUCCAGUUCCUCUUUGUCUUCCCUUUUAAGACAGACACAUCACCCCCCCACCUCCUCUAUUGGUGACCUUACAGAGUUCUUUGUCUCCUGUAGUCCUAAAUAAAUGCCAGCACUCUAAACUGCAUCUUCCCAAAGCUAUUUCCUGACGCUUCUAGAACAUUCCAUUCCACCGGCACUUCAUCAUGGCCCUACUUACUUUCUAAGUCCUCACAACUUUGAUGCUUUCAGUUCCUCCGUAAUCACUGCCCUCACCGUCACCCAUUGUUUCUCUGCCCCCAUCUUUAUUUAUGCUCUGACUGCUUGUACAAACAUCCCCAUUUACAAACCCCUUAGUCCCCCCUGGUAUCCUUCCUCCAUCCCUGCUGGAAUCUCCUCCUCUCAAAUUCUCUUCCCUGCUCUAGCCUGCCCCAAAACUCACCCGGACCUUAUCUGUCUCAGUGGAUUGUGUCUCCUGUGAUGCUCCCCUGAGCCUCCAAAGAGGGGGUUCAGGGGGGCCCGAUGGCCUCCCGCCCCCCGUGGCCCUGUAGCCCCAGCGGGCCAGGGGAAACAUUUCACAAACACCGGCGCCCAGGAUGGUCAACCGCACGUGGGAAGGCUGCCACGUGGACUCUCGAGUGGACCACCUGUUCCCUCCGUCCCUCUACAUCUUCGUUAUCGGGGUGGGCUUGCCCACCAACUGCCUGGCCUUGUGGGCGGCCUACCGCCAGGUGCGCCAGCGCAACGAGCUGGGCGUGUACCUGAUGAACCUGAGCGUGGCCGACCUGCUGUACAUCUGCACCCUGCCGCUCUGGGUCGACUACUUCCUCCAUCACGACAACUGGAUUCACGGCCCUGGCUCCUGCAAACUCUUCGGGUUCAUCUUCUACAGCAACAUCUACAUCAGCAUCGCUUUCCUGUGUUGCAUCUCUGUGGACCGUUACCUGGCGGUGGCGCAUCCCCUGCGCUUUGCCCGUCUGCGCCGGGUCAAGACAGCUGUGGCCAUCAGCUCCGUGGUCUGGGCCACGGAGCUGGGCGCCAACUCGGCCCCGCUCUUCCACGAUGAACUCUUCCGCGAUCGCUACAACCACACCUUCUGUUUCGAGAAGUUCCCCAUGGAGGGCUGGGUGGCGUGGAUGAACCUGUACCGUGUCUUCGUGGGCUUCCUGUUCCCCUGGGCUCUCAUGCUGCUGUCCUACCGUGGCAUCCUACGGGCAGUGCAGAACAGCGUGUCCACCGAGCGCCAGGAAAAGGUCAAGAUCAAGCGCCUGGCCCUGAGCCUCAUCGCCAUCGUGCUGGUGUGCUUCGCGCCCUACCACGUGCUCCUGCUGUCCCGCAGCGCUGUCUAUCUGGGCCGGCCCUGGGACUGCGGCUUUGAGGAGCGUGUCUUCUCCGCCUACCACAGCUCCCUGGCCUUCACCAGCCUCAACUGCGUGGCUGACCCCAUCCUCUACUGUCUGGUCAACGAGGGUGCCCGCAGCGAUGUGGCCAAGGCUCUGCACAACCUGCUCCGCUUCCUGGCCAGCGAAAAGCCCCAGGAAAUGGCCAACGCCUCCCUCACCCUGGAGACCCCUUUGACCUCCAAAAGGAGUAGCGCUGGCAAGGUCACCCAGGGGGACCAGGUGCCACUGAAGGUGCUACUGCCACCAGCCCAGUGAGCUCCACUAGUGCACAGCCCCAUCCCCAAGUCCUGUGGCCCCUUGCUCUGUGUAUGCAAAUUAUAUGUAAAUAAGGUCAUGUGACUAUUCAUAUGAAUA